This is a messenger RNA of Passer montanus (Eurasian tree sparrow), 886 nucleotides long. RefSeq names its product phosphatidylinositol glycan anchor biosynthesis class Y (gene PIGY). Lineage: Eukaryota; Metazoa; Chordata; Aves; Passeriformes; Passeridae. The transcript is spliced from 2 exons. Bases 320 to 550 code for a protein of 76 amino acids. The record is from RefSeq and is a predicted model, not a curated record.
CUCUGCACUCGGAGCGGGAGCAGGGCUCGGGUUCGAGCUCGGGCUCCGGCUCAGACUCGGGCUCCGGCUCGGCACGGCCGCAGCCCCUGGAGCCAUCAUUGCUGCGCUUCCUGGUGUGCCCGCUCUCCAAGCGGCCGCUGAGGUACGAAGAAGCUACGAACGAGCUCAUUAACGAGGAGCUGGGCAUCGCGUACCCCAUCAUCGACGGCAUCCCCAACAUGGUUCCCGAGGCUGCCAGGAGGACGCACAAGAAGCCGCCGCCGGCCGAGGGCUCGGAGCAGCCGUGAGGAGCCGCCGGGCACGGCGGUAACGGGGCCGGAUGGCCGGAGCGGGGCUGCUGCCCUCCCUGCCCACGCUGACCGUGCUCGUCCCGCUCCUGUCCCUGGCAGGGCUCUUCUACUCGGCCAGCGUAGACGAAAACUUCCCCCAGGGCUGCACCAGCACAGCCAGCCUGUGUUUCUACAGCCUCCUCCUUCCUGUUACAGUACCGGUUUAUGUGUUCUUUCACCUCUGGACCUGGAUGGGGAUUAAGCUUUUUAGGCAUAACUAGUGCAAUGCCUUUGCUAACCCCUGGGCUUCUCUAAAUCAACAUAAUUUGUUUGAUCUUGUCAAGUAUUGCAGUUCGUUUGAGAGAGUUUCCUUCUGGCACUAGUGACUGGCAUCGUUUUCCUGGUAGGAUCUAGAACUGUACGAAGCAGCAGCCCACUGUUAACUACUGCUAAUGCAGAUGAAGAGUAGGAGCACUAAUUAGAAGCACUAAUUCCCUCUGUUUUAUCCUUUCAAGAGUGCUGUGCAUUUGUUGUGACACUAAUUAGAACCUUAGUUUUCAUGAGGAAGAACUGUACUCUGACCGAAUAAACAAAAUUAAAAUUAAAACAUGCAGUGA